UCUCUCCCCUGUUGCUGUCGCCUCGUCCUUCCCCUCCCUCUCGGGCCUCGAAACCAACACCCAACCGACCCUCCUCCCAUCGCCGGAUCUCGGGAAUCUCCUGCCCCGCGCUCUCUUCUGUUCGCCUCAUCGCAUCUCUCUCCUUCGUGGCUGACUGCCCCAGACUCGCCGAUCCCAUCGCAACCCAACCCAACCCAACUCGACUCAACUAAACAAACAUGGCUGACGGCCCCGUUACCCCCCGCACUGCUGCCUCUCUCCGAAGAAGAGCUGCCCCAAAACCCUCUGCUGCCACUCAACGCCCGCCUCAACAGCCCGGACAGAUGCUGAAGAUGUAUACCGACGACGCUCCUGGAAUUCAAGUUGACCCUGUCGUCGUUCUUGUCGGAUCUCUGACAUUCAUUGCCUCCGUCUUUAUCCUUCAUAUUGUCGGAAAGUUCACCCGAGGUUAAAGCACAUCCUCUCUCGCACAGCAAUACUAUUUCUCUCUCUGUCCAACCCUCGCUCUCUCGUUCGCUCCG
Molecule: messenger RNA, 521 nt
Organism: Polychytrium aggregatum
Lineage: Eukaryota; Fungi; Chytridiomycota; Chytridiomycetes; Polychytriales
Product: Sec61beta family-domain-containing protein
Exons: 3
Coding region: 219-452 (77 amino acids)
Biological process (GO): intracellular protein transport
Cellular component (GO): Sec61 translocon complex
Source: RefSeq, a predicted model, not a curated record